AUGCAGUCUCUCACCUUUUUAUUGCUCUUUUGCUGGACCUUACUUCCAGCUGUGAUUGCACAGGAAAGCAAGCCAGGUGCCUCAGUUCAUCCUGGUCAGCCUUCAAACUGUAUCGCAUGGCAUAUUGUCAAAGAAGGCGACGACUGUGAAACUGUUCCCAACAAAUACUAUAUCACCAAGCAAGAGUUCCUGGCUUGGAAUCCCUCAGUUUCGAAGGAUUGUUUGACCAACUUCUGGCUGAAGUAUGCCUACUGCGUCAGAAUUGAUGGUACUUCAGCUGUCUAUACAACAGCCAAAUCCACCGCCACGAGCAAGACUGCGCUCUCGACUGUCCAAUCGGACAAGGGAAGCUCAACUUCAAGCACCAAAGUACCCUCGACAAAGGACGUCACAUCAGUAGUAACUUCAGACCAGACAGCAUCAAAGCCGACUUCCGAGUCUAUCACCACUACUACUGCCGAUACCACGUAUUCUGUUCGCAAUCCUGUCUCAACGUGGAACAUUACGACUCCCACAACGGAUGUGAAUUGGCCCCCAAAGGCUACUCAAUCCGGGCAGCCAAAGGACUGCAACAAGUGGCAUCUCGUUAGAGGUCGCCAGAGCUGUCAAGAUGUUCUCAACAUACAUAGUUCAUUCAUGAAAAAGGACGAGUUCUUCAAAUGGAACCCUGAAGUCCACGAAGACUGUUCGGGCCUCUUUGUAGGCUACUGGUAUUGCGUCGGAGUGAACUCGAUCUCUACCGGCAACCUCGAAUGGGAGACAUCCACGCCCCCAUUUACUCCUCCUCCUGAACCAACCCCUUACACACCCACAAAGAUCACACCUGCAAACUCUGACUUCACACCAACACCAUCUCAUGGUCCCAUGCCAACAGACUGCAUUCACUAUCAUCAGGCCGAGGCCGACGAGAACUGUCGCGACAUUCUCAAGACGUACAGCUACCUGUCCAAGGACCAGUUUUUCAAGUAUAACCCAGUCCUCAAGAUGAACUGUGAUGGUCUCUGGAAGGGCAACUGGUACUGUGUCGGUGUCAAGAGUGAGGUUCUGAUGCCCCCAACUGUUACUGAAACCCCGAGUGUUAUUCCUGGCGGCAGCCCUAAGGACUGCAAGGUAUGGUAUUACACUACUGGGGGAGAAACGUGUGAUCAAUUGGUCAAUAUGUUUGGGACGUUUAGUGCCAAGGACUUUAUCUCGAUGAACCCAUCAGUCUUUGAUGACUGUAGUAAUGUUGAGGACAACACCUGGUACUGUGUUGCUGGGCCUGAUACUCCUACCACCAGAACAGCAGCCCUAACAACGCCUACUCGACCAGCAACCGCUAUGCCAACUCAGUCAGGCGUAGCAUCAGAUUGUAAGGAAUACUGGCUUGUUUCAAAGAAGGAUACCUGCAAGUCUAUUCGACGAGCCAACAGCAUCUCAUUGGAAAAGCUGCUUAGCUGGAAUCCAGCUUUGGGAAGUACAUGUAGUGGGCUGAAGCCUGAUUCCUAUGUUUGCGUGGACAGUGGUAAAUAA
Molecule: messenger RNA, 1512 nt
Organism: Fusarium sp. VM40
Lineage: Eukaryota; Fungi; Ascomycota; Sordariomycetes; Hypocreales; Nectriaceae
Source: the annotation of a GenBank genome assembly